AUUUCCGAGCAAACGUUUUUACAGCUUCAUUGUGUUGGCAGGGUCAAGACGUUAAAUCUGCGAGAAAUAUUUCUCUAUAUAAGCAUUGAUAAGCAAUAACUGGAAUAGGCCGGGUUGGGUACUGCUCUGGUCUCCGAUGUUUUAUUGGCAGGAUGGUUUGUCAGGAGUUCGGACUUUUUCCUGUUGGAAAGGGCACCGACAACUUAGCAUAAUGUUGCAACCCCCAGCCGGCGGUCGUCCCAGUGUUCCCGGCUCCUACCGACACGUUGCUUUUACAUCCUGUCGCGCCAAUGAUUUCGCUGUAUUAUGUCAUGCAUUCCACUGGUCCAGCAAAGUAAUUCCUCGUAAAAGUCCUGAUUGGCAUGUCAUGUUGCCCAAAGAGCUUGCAAAGCAAGUACCAAAAACUCACCUAAUGUCUGAGGAUGAAUGGCGCAAGCUAGGUGUCCAGCAGUCUCUGGGCUGGGUUCACUACAUGAUGCAUGAACCAGAACCACACAUUCUGCUAUUCCGAAGACCCCUUUCUAAAGACCAAGAAAAAUAAAUCUUUCUGGACACUUUGUUUUGUAAAUAUUGUAGUAUUCAGUGAAUACAUUUAAUUGUACAAAUUUGUUCAAACCUGUAUGAGCUGUAUUCUAAACAGCAGUAGAGCUCAUUGUGGUACAGUGGGUUUAGACUGCUAAGAUGUGUAUUUAAAAGAGAUACUAGCAGUUGAAAUGAUCUUGGUUCCACUCAAGAAAUUUACAGUAUGCUGUUUACUUUUUCUUCUUUUGAUGGAUGCCAUUUGUGAAUAAAUUUAUAAUUGCACCU
Stegostoma tigrinum is the source of this 807-nucleotide messenger RNA. RefSeq names its product cyclin-dependent kinases regulatory subunit 2. The record is from RefSeq and is a predicted model, not a curated record. Gene Ontology annotation, molecular function: protein kinase binding; cyclin-dependent protein serine/threonine kinase activator activity; histone binding. Gene Ontology annotation, biological process: regulation of mitotic cell cycle. The transcript has 3 exons. The coding region runs from base 137 to 541 and encodes 134 amino acids. Gene Ontology annotation, cellular component: SCF ubiquitin ligase complex; cyclin-dependent protein kinase holoenzyme complex. NCBI's taxonomy places the organism in Eukaryota, Metazoa, Chordata, Chondrichthyes, Orectolobiformes, Stegostomatidae.